AGAAGCAUUUUCCUUUAAAAAGUACACCAAUAGUCACAAGUGGGCUUAUUCCAUCAUAACCGAUGCUUGCGUGUUUAUCUUCAAUUCCGGAAAAAAAUUUUCAAGCCGUAAUCAUUUUCCUGGUCUCCACAUUUUGGAACAUGUUCAUUUGUGAUGUAGUGAUAACCCAGACUUGAGCCCGCCGGACACAUCCCCAUGAGUUUCUUUGAUGUGCCACUGGUCUGAAGCAUCUGUAAAAUAUCAGUUUCAGGUUGGGUGAAAUAUGGAGACUUGUGUAAAGCAAAGCACAGCCACACAAUGAAGUGACCAGAUAAAAUUUCAAUAGGGUUGUGCUCAGCUUUAAAAACAGCAUCAGCCAUGUCUUCAGAUGACAAAAAGGCACGCCUCAUGGCUGACUUGUUUGGGGACAAGCCAGCUAGCUCCACAUCAGCCAAGCCACGCACCAUGCUGGAUGACAUUCUGAGUGCCAAGCCGUCUCCGUCUCCGGCCGUGGAGGCAACGCCGCCCCUGCCAGCGAACGAUGCUGGACGACAUACUCUCAGGCAAGCAGUCGGGCCCGCCGCCUGCCGAGGCCACACCGCAGCGCCAGCGCACCAUGUUCGACGACAUCCUCUCCAGCAAGCCGUCCGGCUCGGCCUCAUCGGCGCCGGCAGAGGCCACGCCCUCGCGCCAGACCACCCUGUUCGACGACAUGGUCUCGGGCAAGCCGACGGCCGACGACGGUGGCGGCGACGUCAACAUGGGCGGGUAUGAGCCGUCGGCGACGCGCUCUGGCCGGCCGCGUCGUCAGCGCGCGCCGCCCGCCGCCGAUCCGCUGAAUCUUUUCUCGCCUAAGCAGCCGUCGUCGCCGGCGCCGCAGCGCGAGCUGUUCUCCGAGCGGGAGGGCGCGGCGCUGGCGCGCGAGAAGCGGCUGAAUGAUGACUGGAGCGCCCGGCUGGCCGAGGUUAACAAGAUGCUCGCGGAGAAGGAGGCCGAAGUGCUCAAGUUACAGAGCGCGUCUGGCGCGCACCAGCUGGAGAAGGAGCGACUCGAGGAGCACAUCGCCCUGCUGAAGAGGUUGGCUGAGGAGGAGCGGAGUCAGCUCGAGGAGUCCUGCAGACACCGGCUGGCCACGGCCGACGAGUCCUACCAGCGGCGAGAGAAGCAGCUGAUGGAGGAGAACAGCAGGCUGAGGGACGAGUUCAGGGACCGGCUGAAGCGGCACCAGGAGGAGGCGUCGUGGGCGGCCACCUCCCACCUGCGCCACCUGUCGACCAUUGAGGGAGUCCAAAGCGCCGAGUUCGGCCGCCUCAAGACCACAUAUGAGGAGAGCCUGGCCGGCAUGCGCGGUGAACACGAGAUGGUGGUGGCCCGGCUGAGCGAGCUCCGGAACGCAGAGGUGGACGCCGUGCGCAGCACCAGCAAAUACACGGGAAUGCUGGAUGACGCCAUACACCAGCUGCAAAAGACCUCCGAUGUCACUGAAGACCUGCUAGCUCGGAUCAGCCACAAGUAUGACGUCACGCUGCAGGCCCGGGAGACACUGCUCCGGGAGAAAGAACAGCAGCUCAAAGAGACGGAGGGAAAGCUGGAGAGGGUGCAGCAGGACACGACCAAGGAGCGAGAGCAUCUGCAGGAGCUGAUCGCCAAGCUGCAGUACAACCUAGACGCGUCCAGCUCGGAAGCCAAGGAGGCCAAACACCGCUUGGAGCAGCAGCAGGUGCGCGUGGAAGCUCGUGAGGCAGCCCUGGACCGCGAGCGGAGCGCUCUGGUAGAACGCGUGGAGCGGGAGCGGCAGCAGCUAGAGGGCUUCCGUCGUGAGCUGCUGGAGGAGCAGCGCCUCUGGCUGGAGGAGGUCAACUCGGAGCGGCACGAUAUAGCGGCCGCGCACGCCCGCCUGGACGCCCGGCUCCGACUGGCUGGUCUGCCCGAGCGCAGCAGGGGCACGAAGUUCGUGCCCGAUCACCAGCCGACGGUGGCCGAGCUGGACGGCAUGUACCGGACGUUGGCGGAGGAACGGACUGCCGCCGCCGAGGAGCGCGACAGGCUGGCCGCGCUGCAGGCCGAGGCCAAGCAGGCGGUGCUGGCCGCCGACUCUCGGCAGCAGGCCAUGAGCCGCGAGCUGGAGCGGCUUCAGAGCCAGGCCCAGCUGCUCAAGCUCAAGAGCCAGGAGGUGGACGACGUCUCGGAGAUGGCGAUGCGUACCCGCGACGACGGCCGGCGCGCGCUGGACGAGGCGCACGCGCUGCGGGGUGAGCUGACCAAGCAGCAGCUGCUGCUGGAGCGUCAACAGUCCAAAGUGAAGGCACAAGAGCAGCUGCUGGCCCAGGAGCGGAUGCGGCUGAUCCAGGAGCGUCAGGCGCGACCCUCGCGCGCCCGGCCCGGUCCCGGCCCCGGCCCCGGCCCCGCCUCUGGGGCCGGUCUCAGCGUACCGGUCGGAGGUGCCGAGAGGACGCUGGGAGACGGCGCACCCGGCUCAGAGGUUGUGUCGGUGGACCCGACCGUGCUUCUGUGGAAGCUGCGGGCGGACGAAGACCGGGAGUUCCUAGAUCGGGAGGCCGCCUUCAUCAAACAGCUGACUUCCAGCAGCUGAGACCAGACCUCGAGCAACAGCUGGCACCCCGUUUUCAGACUGCCGCUCUCCCGGAUGGGGGGACCGCCUGCUUCCAUUGUCUCGCCUCUGGUUCUUGAUACAAGCCUGCUGUCAACUCGAUGCUCCCACCCACCAUAGACUAGGAGAUGGCCUUCGACCAACAGCACUAUUCGGGCGGUGCGUCACAACCGUGCUCGUACCGGCACGCGGCCAUCGGCCAUUGCCAUCGGGCUCCAUGACCGUUGUAUAGGCCGCGGAUCCGUGGUCGGUGGGACGUGUGAAGUUAGUGGGACGGUGAUGCCGUCAGCAUUUGGGCUGCCCUCCAGCAGCUGUUGAGGGCUAUCUGAUCUCUCCGCCGGUGUUCCCCGGCAAUGUCUGCAUGUGAUAGACAAGUACACGAGGAUCAGUUUUCAUUUGCGGGCCCCACCCGGCCAACGAUCACUGCCACAUGAGUGACUUGGGUGGAGAAAAAUUGCAUGUGUCGUGUUCGCUACAAAAUAGAGUCUGUGGUUGUGCA
Molecule: messenger RNA, 3089 nt
Organism: Pollicipes pollicipes
Lineage: Eukaryota; Metazoa; Arthropoda; Thecostraca; Pollicipedomorpha; Pollicipedidae
Product: fas-binding factor 1
Exons: 15
Coding region: 521-2572 (683 amino acids)
Biological process (GO): cilium assembly; establishment of epithelial cell polarity
Cellular component (GO): ciliary basal body; ciliary transition fiber; centriole
Source: RefSeq, a predicted model, not a curated record